AUCAUAUUAACCCUGCUGGUGAUGACUGUCCCGCUCGUUCAGAGCAGGAAGAUACUUGUCUUUCCUGUGGAUGGCAGUCAUUGGAUCAACAUGAAUACCUUGGUGAAGACUCUUCACGCCAGAGGUCACAAUAUCACAGUUAUCCGGAUGCUAAACAGCUGGUACAUCGAAGGAUCUUCACCUUACUACACAUCCAUCCAACUAAAUACUACUGGAGGAUUUGAAGAAGAAUUCUUCAAGGUGUUUGGGACAAGACUGAUGAAAAUUUUGAGAGGUGGUUCCACUUGGGCUCGCCUGAAACUGGAGACAGAACUGUGGAAAAAUGGGAUCAAAUUUUUUAAAGCUGAACGUAAGAUGAUUACGAACAUGUUUGAAGACCAUCAGUUAAUGCAGGCCUUACAAGACGCCAAAUAUGAUUUGAUUCUCACAGAUCCAGCCACUUUUGGAGGUGUUAUAUUGGGUCAUUAUCUUAAACUGCCCAUCGUCUAUAAUGUCCGUUGGACGGCAUUUAUUGAGGCUCAUUUUGCAGUAGCCCCUUCCCCACUUUCUUAUGUACCUUUGCCAAUGACGGAGUUAUCAGACAGCAUGAGAUUUUCUGAAAGAGUGAAGAAUAUUUUGAUGUACAUGUUAAUGCAAACACAGGCUACUUUCAUGAUCUCUGGAACGUAUGAUGCACUAUGUGAACGCUUCAUUGGCCCAGGAGCAUCCUACUUUACCCUAAUACAGGGUGCGGAUCUGUGGCUCCACAGGGUUGAUUUCACCUUUGAAUUCCCACGUCCCACUAUGCCAAACAUUGUCUACAUUGGUGGCUUUCAUUGCAAGCCAUCAAAGCCUCUUCCACAAGAUCUUGAAGGAUUUGUGCAGAGCUCUGGUGAUCAUGGUGUCAUCAUCAUGUCUCUGGGCACUUUUGUCGGUCAACUUCCUGAUGAUGUGGCAGAGGCAUUUGCUGAAGCUUUUGCAGAACUUCCACAGAAGAUCAUCUGGGGAUACAAAGGAAGAAGACCAUCUGCACUGGGAAACAACACCUUGAUAAUGGACUGGAUACCUCAGAAUGAUCUUCUGGGUCAUCCUAAGACCCGAGCCUUUGUGGCCCAUGGUGGAACCAAUGGAAUCCAAGAAGCCAUCUACCAUGGCGUACCAAUCAUUGGAUUUGGACUCAUCUUAGACCAGCCUGAUAAUCUUUCAAAGAUGAGAGUGAAGGGUGUAGCCAAGACCGUAGACUUUGCCACAGUGAAUAAAGACUCUUUCCUAGAAACUGUCAAGGAGGUUCUUUAUAAUCCCAGUUAUCGGGAGAACAUGCAGAGACUCUCAAGACUUCACAGAGACGUUCCAGUGAAGCCUCUGGACAGCGCCAUCUUCUGGAUUGAGUUUGUCAUGAGGCACAAAGGUGCCGCUCAUUUACGCACAGAGUCGUACAAAAUGCCCUGGUACUCGUAUCACUCUGUUGAUGUCAUGUUGUUCCUGCUGUCUGCUGUGACGCUCAUAAUGCUGACCACAUAUGUGCUUAUCAGAUAUUUAUGCUGCAUAAUAUGUAUGAGAAAACAAAAAAACAAACUAGAAUGAUUUGUCUAUAUAA
This is a messenger RNA of Paramisgurnus dabryanus, 1576 nucleotides long. The record is from RefSeq and is a predicted model, not a curated record. Lineage: Eukaryota; Metazoa; Chordata; Actinopteri; Cypriniformes; Cobitidae.